Messenger RNA from Stegostoma tigrinum, 1231 nucleotides. RefSeq names its product histone H2B type 1-O-like. Gene Ontology annotation, cellular component: nucleosome. The coding region runs from base 186 to 566 and encodes 126 amino acids. The record is from RefSeq and is a predicted model, not a curated record. NCBI's taxonomy places the organism in Eukaryota, Metazoa, Chordata, Chondrichthyes, Orectolobiformes, Stegostomatidae. Gene Ontology annotation, molecular function: structural constituent of chromatin; DNA binding; protein heterodimerization activity. The transcript is spliced from 2 exons.
CACUUUGUGUUUGACACUAACCAAUCACAGAAAGGCUAAUCUCAUGGUGUGACAUUCUUGUAAAGUACCCAAUCAGGAACAAGGAUUUCCCUCAUCCCUCAUUAGCAUUGCUGACGCGAUCAGGCUAUAAAAAGCGAGCUCCGAGACGGCUUUCGCUUAUUUUGUGUCUGAAAGUGACUGACGCUAUGCCAGAUGAGAAGAAAGCGCAGCAAGCCUCCAAGAAGGGCGCCAAGAAAAUCAUCAAGAAGGCGCCGGGGAAAGCCGGCAAGAAAAGGAAACGAUCCAGGAAAGAAAGUUACUCUAUCUACAUCUACAAAGUGAUGAAGCAGGUUCACCCCGACACCGGCAUCUCCUCCAAGGCGAUGAGCAUCAUGAACUCGUUCGUCAAGGAUAUUUUCGAGCGUAUCGCGGGGGAGGCUUCCCGCCUGGCCCAUUACAACAAGCGCAACACCAUCAGCUCCCGGGAGAUCCAGACCGCGGUGCGGCUGCUGCUGCCCGGGGAGCUGGCCAAGCACGCCGUGUCGGAGGGUACAAAGGCGGUGACCAAGUACACUAGCUCCAAGUGAGAUCCCACAUUGUGUUGAAAAAACACACAUCCAAAACCCAAAGGCUCUUUUAAGAGCCACCCACUACCUCACUGAAACAGCUGAACCGUAUUAACUUCGAUAGCCGAUGCUGGAGAAUCUGAGACGACAAGAUGUGGAGCUGGAUGAACACAGCAAACCAAACAGCAUCAGAGAAGCAGAAUGCAGCCUGUGGGGCUCUCCGUUGUCGGGUAGAGUCUUUCAAAAUGAACCGAGAUUAACAGGGAAGUCUGAUCUCACACAAUAAUCACAAAAUUUUCGGAAGACGCUGAUGUUUUGAAUGAGAACGAGAGAGGUUAUGUCAAGGAUCAAUUUGUAAUCUAAAAGGAAAUUAAAUCAUACGCAUUCAUGUAAAACGUCUUCCUCGUAUUGCCCAUAUUGGCGGGCUUUUCAAAUCGGAAAGAAAACGGUUGAUGAUUUGGCGCCGGUAUUUUCGUACGGUUGCCGCGCCGAGGAAUUUUGUUUUAUUUUCAAAUCUCCCCGGGUUUUGCAGAAAGCUAUAAAUGAGGCUUUCUGCUGUCGGUGGGAAAAUUUCAAAGUGAACCGAGAUGAAAGCAGAACAGCUGGCGGACUGGCAUCGCAAAAGUAGAAAUAUUGUUGAUCUUGUGCAAUAGGGAGCGCGAUUGUAAAAUAUUGUUUAAAGCAGU